This is a messenger RNA of Zootermopsis nevadensis, 2716 nucleotides long. Lineage: Eukaryota; Metazoa; Arthropoda; Insecta; Blattodea; Termopsidae. The record is from RefSeq and is a predicted model, not a curated record.
AUGUUGACAGAACUGCAGAUAGCGUUUGUACCACGAGAGGAGUCUGUCAGCGCCCGCAACGAACAACUUGCCGAGGCAGCAGCUGUUUGGGACCUCGAGCGCGCGCAUGCCUACUGGUCGGCGACUGCAAAGCCUCUCUCUCUCUCCGUCUCAGCUGUUUCUCCGCUCACCGCCGCGGCCAAGGGGGUUCCUCAAACCGACGUCAGGGCCGUGGGUAGUCACGUGGUGAUGGACCCGACGCUCAUCUGUAAAAAGACCCGUCGACUGCGCGGCAGACUUGCAGACAUUUGCAAGAAGGAGCCGGCGCUCCUGAAGGAGAUUACGAAAGGCGUGUCACUAGGCACCAAGGAGUGUCAGUACCAGUUCCGGAACCGACGAUGGAACUGCACGACAGCGCGCAGAAGCCUCCGGAAAGUUCUCAUGAGAGACACCCGCGAGACUGGAUUUGUGAACGCAAUCACGGCUGCCGGAGUGACGUACGCUGUAACUCGAGCGUGUACGAUGGGCGACCUCAUAGAAUGCAGCUGUGACAAGUCCACAAAAGGCAAGAAUCGACUGGGUCCGUUCGCUCGUGAUAACAGCGCCAUCAGCAGCACGGCGGCCUCGACCGCGGCCGCGACGGACGGAGACUGGGUUUGGGGAGGUUGCGGUGACAACGUAAACUUCGGUUAUCGGAAAUCGAAGGAUUUCAUGGACGCUCCGUACCGUCGUAGAAGCGACAUCAAGACCCUCGUGAAACUCCAUAACAACGAUGCUGGUCGCCUGGCAGUGAAGAACUUCAUGAGGACAGAUUGCAAGUGCCACGGACUGUCGGGAUCAUGCGCGAUGCGCACUUGUUGGCGCAAGAUGCCUCCUUUCCGGGACGUCGGUAACCGCCUAAAGGAGCGUUUCGACGGGGCCGCCAAGGUCAUCCCGAGCAACGACGGCCACAGCUUCAUACCCGAGGGCGACACCAUAAAGCCGCCAGACCGCAGCGACUUGGUCUACUCCGAAGACUCGCCCGAUUUCUGUAAGCCAAACCGGAAGACGGGCUCCGUCGGGACGCAGGGGCGACAGUGCAACGCGACGUCCCCUGGUGUGGAAGGGUGCGAGCUGCUGUGCUGCGGUCGUGGGUACGACACCCGACAGGUCCGAGAGAAGAUUAAUUGCAGGUGUCGGUUCAAAUGGUGCUGCGAGGUCACGUGUGACACGUGCAGUUUCAAGAAAGCUAUCAACACGUGUCGCUGAGAACUUCUGUGGUCUGGUGUCAGUGUUGUUCCUAAAUACAUGACGCGUGUAGAAUGAGGACGAUGUUUUCUGAACGGAUCGCCAAGAGGAGAGUUUUAUCUGUUAAUUGCUGUUGUGGCUGAAUAAUGCUUCCUAUACUUUGCUGAAGACAGGGUUUUUUUUACACAUAUUUUAAACCUUUGGUAUUAUUUUCAUUCAGAUUGGCGAGUGGCUUCAGAAAUGAAGAAGUUUGCAGAAUCAUGUCGUCACACGUAAUAGACCAGUUAAUAUUGUAAUGUGAGCGUCAGAUAAUGAAUAUAUAUAUAUUUUUUUUCUUCGAAAAAGUGUCUCCUGCGUAGCUACGUACAGUGUAUAUGUGCUGUAUUAAAUUAAGAACGCUUUCGACUUGACGUACUCCGUGUGUUGAAAUAGUAAGUCAUUAAAUAAUUUCUUAAUUAUUUGAAUUAUUUAGACAUACACUGGGGUAUGUUGAAGUAUAAAGAAUUUAUAAGAAUUUUGAUACCCGGCUUUCUGACAUUCUACUUUCAUCUGACUAAAGGAGCGUGGAUCCUUGUAACCUGUCAAAUAAUCAUCUCCGCUAACUUUAUUCAGCUCCUGGGUGCAGAGACUGGCAGCUGGAUGGCUGUCACUUGAAGGAACCACGUGGUAUCACAGACGACAAUGAAUAAUAAUCUCCCGCGUGUAUUUUUAUGAUACAAAGACGGACAGUGAACAGACUUCAGUCUAAAAUGAUCGAUUCGUUUGCUUGGGGACGCUCGUGUGAAUGGUCUUGAAUAGAUUAUUGAUUUUUUUGUGUGGAUGAUCUUGUGAAAAUGUUUGAAACGUGAAUCUGAGCGAUGAUCAUUUAACAUCGAUAAUCCUUAUUAGAUUAAUGAAACCUGUCGUGUUGAAAUAUGAAAACUUAUUUCAGUAUUCUUAGAAAAUCUUUUGUUGGUAACUCAAAAUUCGCAUUGAACUCUGCGUUAAUUUUUUUAAUCUUUGCGGUUUGAAUUAUCUAGUGGAAAUAUUCAUUGUUUUUCUCUCCUAAUCUAAUACAUGGAAACCUAUGGCUUGCCAAUCUUGGUCGAACGCCAGUUUACAUAAACUGCAAGGAUCGUUGGUUUGAAUAACAUUGACGCAAUAAGCAAUUUCUGUCCUCACAUUUGUAUUAUUAGUAUAAUUAUUAUUAUUGAAUAGGAGGGCGAUUAUUGAAUAAUGAAUUGGGAAGAAUGUGGAAGUAAGCGACGCGGCCUAAUUUAAGGAACUAUCCGUGAAUUUGCCUAGAAGACUGAGAACGGUCUAGUUUUUGUGACAGCUAAAUAUUUGAAUAUCAGAGAAACUUUUGUAAAGUAAAUAUAAUAUCAACUAAAACCUGCCCUUUAAAUUUACGCUAGAAUACGCCAUAAGGAAAGUUCAAUUGAACGGGACACAUCAGCUGUUGGAAUACGCUGGUGAUGUUAAUUUAUUGGGAGACGUCAUAAAUACAAUAGAGAGGAACGCAGAAGUUUUA